Messenger RNA from Purpureocillium lilacinum, 4350 nucleotides. RefSeq lists its product as uncharacterized. The record is from RefSeq and is a predicted model, not a curated record. Gene Ontology annotation, molecular function: ATP binding; protein kinase activity. NCBI's taxonomy places the organism in Eukaryota, Fungi, Ascomycota, Sordariomycetes, Hypocreales, Ophiocordycipitaceae. Gene Ontology annotation, biological process: protein phosphorylation.
AUGCCGGGCGACCGGCACAUUCACUCCAGCAAUGGCCGAGCUGCUCCCGCUGCCGUCGCGGCCGUUGCGGCCUCGAGAGAACGCGGCACGCCUGGCACGCCCUCCCGCAAGGAGCGGCCGCCGCGGGAGAGCUCGGCGGUGCAGGACCCAGGGCUGAAAGACUACAGGCUGGGCGAGUGUCUCGGCAAGGGCGCCUUCGGGUCCGUGUACAAGGCUUUCAACUGGAGCACCGGCGAGGCCGUCGCGGUGAAGCAAAUCAAGCUCGCGGACCUUCCCAAGAGCGAGCUACGCAUGAUCGAGAGCGAAAUCGAUCUGCUUAAGAACCUAUUGCAUGACAACAUUGUCAAGUACAUUGGCUUUGUCAAGUCGACGGACUGCCUCAACAUCAUCCUGGAGUAUUGCGAGAAUGGCUCUCUCCACUCGAUAUUGAAAGCGUAUGGAAAGUUUCCAGAAAACCUGGUCGGGGUGUACAUGACCCAAGUCCUGCAGGGCCUCCAAUACCUCCACGACCAGGGUGUCAUCCACCGCGACAUCAAGGGCGCCAACAUCCUCACCACAAAGGAUGGCACCGUCAAGCUGGCCGACUUUGGCGUCUCAACGAGUACACUAGCUGGCGGCCAGGACAAGGAGGCCCAGGUAGUGGGAACGCCGUACUGGAUGGCGCCCGAGAUCAUUCAGCUGUCUGGCGCAAGCUCAGCUUCGGAUAUAUGGAGCGUUGGGUGCACCGUCAUUGAGCUGCUGCAGGGAAAGCCCCCGUACCACAACUUGGCAGCCAUGCCUGCGCUUUUCGCCAUUGUCAACGACGACCAUCCCCCGCUUCCUGAAGGCAUAUCAGCGGCCGCCCGGGACUUUCUUAUGCAAUGCUUCCAAAAAGACCCCAACCUGAGAGUCACCGCCAGGAAGCUGCUCCGGCAUGCCUGGAUCGCAGGCUCGCGGCGGGCCGAAGCACCGGUUUCGAAGGCGCCCGCCAACUUCAACCAAGCCGUCGAGGAAGUCAAGCAGUGGAACAAGGCCCUCAACUCCGACUCCAACCUCCGCACCUCUACCGGGUCCGACUUUAUGGGGCCUUCGUCACGAUUUACCGGGGGAACACCAGCAAGAGGCCCGCUUAGCCUCGCCAAGUCCAGGCCCAGUGCUGAAGCAUUCAAAUCCGCGGAAGUCGCCGAUGAUGACAACUGGGACGAUGACUUCGCCACGGCAAUCUCUCCCAGUGCCCUCCAGCUACCCCAUCUCAAGCCCCAAGAUAACUUUGGUGGUCUUCUCUCGAGCGACAAACUGAAAGCUUUUGCGUCCUCUAGUGACGGACGGACAGACAGCAGUAACUAUGACGACGACUUUGAAGGGGAACUAUUGACCAUCAAAGGGCCAAGCUCUCGCUACCGCGAUCUCGAUUCGCAAGAACACACGAUUCGGCCGAUUCCAAAGAAGACGGCCCCGAAGGCAGCGGAAACCCCCAAGCAUCACCGUACCAAAUCAAGCUCUGGGAAGCAGCCGCUAGCCGUCCUCCCUGGCCCAUCUGCGUCGAGAUCGCCGCCGAAAUCGCAUUUGGGCAGCAUAUUCGAGUUGCCAACGAGGCCGGACCUUGGUUACCGCGAGCAGAGCACUGAUGAUUACUCGGAUCUGUUCGUGGACAAUGACAGUGUUUUUGGCCGGGGAGUAAAUCAGGCUGUCAAUAAGGGCGCACGAGCAACUGAUGCUCCCCAGCUCUUCCACCCGUCCGACCUCACCAGUUUGCCACGAUCCAUGCAAGCGCCCGACGGCAGCAUAAGGAAAAAGUCGCAAUCGAGGCCUUCUGUUCUUCCGGACCGCCCUAUGCGACGCACUCGCUCGUCCAUCGAGAUCCAGAAGUUUGCAGAAGACGAUGACGAAGACUUCUCAGACGUCUUCGGCGCAAGCGAAUCUCACGGCGAAAAGGAAGAGAGCGAGCGCGGCUCUGAAGAUGGCGGCCUCAUGCUCAUGUCCAAGAUGUCGAGCAGCUCAUGGCUAGGGGAUGACGAAGACGAAUUCGACCCGUUUGCGUCUAUGGACCCCGGCUGGGACGAGAUGGACCUCGAGGCAAACAUCGCCAGAGACAGGCAUGCCCGGCUGGCAGAGCGAGUCGAAGACCUGGUGGCCUCGUUGAAGACGACGGAGGGUGAGGAUAUGCUAUCCGAGUUGUCGGAAGAUUUGCUGGCGCUCCUCUGGGAACACAAAGAGGUGAAGACGCUCAUCAUCAGCGCACACGGUCUGUUACCAAUCCUGGAGAUUCUGGAGCCUUGUACCGUGAAAAGCCGACAGUACAUGAUUCUACAGCUUCUCAAGGUCGUCAAUGCCAUUAUACUCGAUGACGUCGAGAUCCAGGAGAACCUCUGCUUCGUCGGCGGCAUUCCCAUUAUUACCAAGUUUGCGGCACGCCAAUACUCGGACGAGAUUCGACUGGAGGCGGCGGCGUUUGUCCGACAAAUGUACCAGACAUCGACCUUGACCCUUCAAAUGUUCGUGUCCGCGGGCGGGCUGAACGUUUUGGUCGAGUUUCUGGACGAGGACUAUGACAGUGCACGCGACCUUGUGCUGAUCGGUGUCAACGGCAUUUGGAACGUGUUUGAGCUACAAGGGCCGACGCCGAAGAAUGACUUCUGCAGGAUCUUCUCAAGAAGCAAGAUCCUCUACCCCUUAGCCCUGGUAUUACACCGUGUGCUGGACGAGGAAGGGGAGGACGAGUUGGGCGAGCUCAUAGAGGGGCGUAUCGUCAACAUCUUUUACCUGUUCAGCCAGGCCGAGAAUUACGUCAAGGAAAUGGUGGCCGACAGACAGGUGCUGAAAAGCGUCCUCAAAGACCUGAGACGGAUGACGCCGGUGCACCAAAUCACCAUGCUCAAGUUCAUCAAGAACUUGUCGAUGCUGUCGACGACCAUCGAGUCGCUCCACUCGGCAGACGCUAUCGAGUUCCUCAUCGACCUCCUCAGCUAUAGCAUGAAGAAGGACCAGAAGCACUUCAGGGAGAUCUCGAACCAGGUUCUCAACACUCUGUUCAACCUGUGCCGACUCAGCAAGGAGAGGCAGGAGGACGCGGCCGUCGGAGGCAUCAUCCCGCUACUGCUGAGGAUCAUGAAGACGGACCGACCACCUAAGGAGUUUGCCCUGCCGAUAUUGUGCGACAUGGCCCACUCGGGAUCCAAGGGGCGAAGAUACCUGUGGCAGAACAAGGGGCUUGCGUUCUACGUGUCCUUGCUGACGGACCAGUACUGGCAGGUGACGGCCCUGGAUGCCAUUCUGGUGUGGCUGCAGGAGGAGACGGCAAAUGUCGAGAGCCACCUCGUCGAUGGGCACUUUACGAGGGCCAUUGUCAGCUGCUUCGGCACGAACCGGGUAAACGCGUUUGACUCGAACCUGCUCGAGCCACUGCUCAAGCUGCUCCGUCUCAGCCCGUCGGUCGCGGCCUCGCUGGCGAAGCCGGAGAUGUUUGCGGGCAUUGCCCAGAGACUGGGGCACAAGAAGGCCGUCGUGCGAUUGAACCUCCUGAGGCUGGUACGAACCAUCAUGGACUCGUGCGAGCCGGGCCUGGGCGCGGGAGACGGCUCACGGACGCUCAACAACGCGCAAAUCAGGUCGCUCAUGAACUCGAUACAGACGCUGGCCGAGACGGACACGGCCGUGCUGGUGCGAAACCUGGCCGCAGAACUGCUGCGCUCUCACAUAGAGAUGGACUCCAGCGUGGGACACCUCUUGCGUCACGACGGCCCGUCCGCGGCGCAGGUCAGCUCGGCGUCGUCCUCGGCCAGGAGGUCUGCCUCGCGGCGGAACACUAGCUAUACUCCGCCGAGCUUCCAGUCCUCCGUGUCGAUGCCCCAGACGCCCACUGGCCGAACCAGGCAGAGCGUCGUCGCGGGCAACGCCUACAUCGAAGUCGCCGCCAGCCCCCGCCGCAGCAACACGACGCUCGACCGCGAGUCCCUCAUGUACCGGCCGCGCAGCCGCGACGGCCCCACCCACAUCCCGCGGCGCGUGAGCGGCGACGCGAGCUCCCUCGGCGGCGGCAGCAGCAGCAGCGGCACCACCGCGUCCGCCGGGGCUAAGAGCCGGCUGCCGCGCACCUCGCUGGCGCCCAUGGGCAUCCACUCGUCGGGCCGGCACCCGGGAUCCAGCGGCGCCGCCAGGGCGGCCGAGCAGCAUACGCCGCACCAUCACCCCGUCAUGACACCCAUGGUGGUACGCAGCGAGAGCAGCACCAGCAACAAGGAGAAUGGGGGCAGCAGGGCACUACGCGAGGGUGGCAUGGCCAUGUCCGCCAGAGACAGGGAUGGUGUCGCCACGCCCAGCGCUUCGGCCGCCAAGUCCCGUCGCAACAUGGACAACAACAAUAAGUGGUGA